AUGAGUACGAUACAGAAUAUCAAGAAUUUCAUUCGGCACGGCAAACAGGCCCGCCUUGUCACCCCUCACUCCGAGCCCACCACCGAUGUUUCCACCAUCCAUGCCGAGCCGCAGCGCCAACCGCGCGGCCAAUAUUCUCCCGCCCUCGAAGCUUUUGGCCCGGAAGGCCGAGCCAAUGCAGUUCACAAGCCCGACUCUCAGGUGCGACAGGAUCGUUCCGUUGAAAUCGAACGUCUAGUCGCAGAAGAGAACAUGAAUCGGUCGAAAAUGCCCAAAUACCCCGGUCUAGAACGCUGGAUCUUGGUAGAGAAGAUGGGUGAUGGCGCUUUCAGUAAUGUCUAUCGUGCCAAGGAUUCGACAACGGAAUAUGGCGAGGUGGCCAUCAAGGUCGUCCGCAAAUUUGAAAUGAAUAGUAACCAGCGAGCAAAUAUUCUCAAGGAGGUUCAGAUUAUGCGCAAUCUUGACCACCCCAACAUUGUCAAAUUAAUCGAUUUCUCCGAGUCACGGCAAUACUACUAUAUCGUCCUCGAACUUUGCCCUGGAGGUGAAUUAUUCCACCAGAUUGUACGAUUGACAUAUUUCAGCGAAGACCUCAGUCGUCAUGUCAUCCGUCAAGUUGCGGAAGCGAUCGAGUAUCUACAUGAGACAUCGGGUGUUGUUCACCGUGAUAUUAAACCAGAAAAUCUCCUGUUCUAUCCAGCCCCCCACGUUCCGAGCAAGAAUCCCAAGCCUCAACAACCAGGGGACGAAGACAAGGCCGACGAGGGGGAAUUCGUCCCCGGGGUUGGCGCGGGUGGCAUUGGCAGGAUCAAGCUUGCAGACUUCGGGUUGUCCAAGGUGAUCUGGGAUAGCCAGACGAUGACCCCUUGCGGUACAGUCGGGUAUACAGCUCCAGAAAUCGUCAAGGAUGAGCGAUAUUCUAAGAGUGUGGACAUGUGGGCCAUGGGAUGUGUUCUUUAUACCCUUCUCUGCGGAUUCCCCCCCUUCUACGAUGAGAGUAUCCAAGUCCUCACCGAAAAGGUCGCGCGCGGCCAAUACACUUUCCUGUCUCCCUGGUGGGACGACAUUUCCAAGUCAGCUCAGGACCUGAUAUCGCAUCUUCUCACUGUGGACCCCGAGAAGCGGUUCACUAUCAAGGAAUUCCUCGCACAUCCUUGGAUCCGAGGUACCGAUGAGGAGACUACCGCCGCCGCAGACGCACCCCCUCUAGCAACACCUUACCUCCAAACCCCCGAAACGGGACCGCAACAACUCGACUCCUCCCGCGCCGAACACGGCCCCUACCAACCUGCCAGUGCCCGCUUCCUUGAUCAACCAUCUGUAACCGCAGAGCGCCGCAUGGACUUCCGAUCUCCCGGCGCUUUCAACCUUCGCGAAGUAUUCGACGUCGGCUAUGCAGUGCACCGACAAGAAGAGGAAGGAAAGCGUCGUGUGAACAUGCGCCAGUCCAACCGCAACGGCACAGCAGGGUUCCAGUCGGCCCUCGGUGCUCUCAACGAAGGCUAUGACGAUGAACCCGAAUACAGCCAGCGUCUUGGAGGCCAACCUCCAGCUAAAGUAGUCAAGAACCAAGGCGAAAUGGCCGGAAUGGAAGCCAAGCUCCGAUCCACCAACCUCGGUGCCCAAAGUAGUGCCGCACAGGCACGGCAACAACCCCACCAACCGAAGAAACAAGGCUACGGGAUGCACGACGCCAAUGUGGCCAGUGCUGCUAGGAAUUCGAUCCGCAAGCCCCAGCAGCCAUUUGAGCUUACUUUGAACGGUGCUACGCUUCUUGAGAAGCGUGGUCGUCGGAACCAACAGGUGGUAUAG
This is a messenger RNA of Penicillium paradoxum, 1812 nucleotides long. Its product is annotated as serine/threonine-protein kinase. The transcript is spliced from 3 exons. Gene Ontology annotation, molecular function: protein kinase activity; ATP binding. Lineage: Eukaryota; Fungi; Ascomycota; Eurotiomycetes; Eurotiales; Aspergillaceae. Gene Ontology annotation, biological process: protein phosphorylation. Bases 1 to 1812 code for a protein of 603 amino acids. The record is from RefSeq and is a predicted model, not a curated record.